Messenger RNA from Cantharellus anzutake, 841 nucleotides. RefSeq lists its product as uncharacterized. The record is from RefSeq and is a predicted model, not a curated record. The transcript is spliced from 2 exons. NCBI's taxonomy places the organism in Eukaryota, Fungi, Basidiomycota, Agaricomycetes, Cantharellales, Hydnaceae. The coding region runs from base 295 to 810 and encodes 171 amino acids.
ACUUUGUCGGCGUCAUGCUACAGGAUGCUGGUCACCACUAUUUUUGGAUUUGGAAUUGGAAGACAGGGAUAUGCCAAUGUGAACUCUCAAAUUCAACCAUGGAGUCGUUUCUUUUCUUAUCUCCGCGCCAUUUCAUCAUUCCUCAACGUGAAAGGGACUCGAUCUCGCUAGCAGUCUAUUCAUUUAGACCUUGUCAUUACGACGGUCCCCCUAUUAAACCCUUGCCUUCCAUCUCAGCAUGUCGCGACAUUCCAAUUACCCGAUUUCUCACCCUGGUUGGAGUAUUCACACGUCAUGCGGUUGCACUGCCGGCCCAGUCCCGUCUUUGAAGCUCCAGAAUAUGAAAUUUUAUCCGGGGGAGAGCCGAUGUCUGCACACGGACCUAUUCCAAGCAUGUCCUCCUUUCCAUCAGGUUCAGUUCAAGAUUCUUCCACAACUUCGGACGAUCUGCCAAAAUGGGGGCGUACACACGCCACCAACGGACCGUUUGUUCGUCCCCGGCAGGAUGAUUUCAGGGUCGCUGUCUUUUCACCUACUCCGUUCUGUACGUGGGAAGUGUCUUACCGGAUGUUUAUUGCCGUGUCCGACAUCUAUUGCACGACCAAACGUUUCGAGAGCGAUUUCCAUACUAAGGGAAAGAUACUGGAUGACAAUCUAGACGCCAACUCCGACGCCGACUCCACCCUACCUAUCCAUGUCCCAUGGGGUGAUUGGGGACCUCGUUCUGCGCGCUUGUUGGCGACUGGUCACGAGACAUUCUGCUCUAUUUUUAUGAACCGAUACAUCUUCACCCGAGGGCGUGUACAAUAGGAUCCCUGGUUAGCCCCUGAAUGGGGACGCU